Messenger RNA from Anthostomella pinea, 402 nucleotides. The record is from the annotation of a GenBank genome assembly. NCBI's taxonomy places the organism in Eukaryota, Fungi, Ascomycota, Sordariomycetes, Xylariales, Xylariaceae.
AUGCAGGUCCCCAACUCCCUCACAGACGCCACCACCCUGGCCAUCCUCCUUCUCCUCACCAACCCCAUCGCCAGUGUUAUCAGUGUUGCCGCCGUCCCGAACGACACCUACUGGCGCGCCAACGAGUACACCACCAGCGCGUGCGCGAGCCCCAUCAGCAUCGCGCACGACCUGGCCGUCGUCGAGAUCGCCAACUCGACGCGCGCCGUCGACACCGCCACGCCCAACGACGCCGUCGCCGUCUGGCAGGUUUUCGCCGAGUAUAACCACAGCAGCGGGCGGUGUGCUGGGUUCCUGCUGGGUGAGAUGCCGGGCGGGUGUUGGGAUUUGAGUAGGUUUGAGGUUGAGGCUAACGGGGGGAGGGUUGGGUGUUUGUAUCCUAAUUAUCGGUUGGGGGAGUAA